AUGUCACCUCCUUCUCUAUCUUCUCCACCAUCUCCAUCUUCACAUUCACCUCCAUCUCCGCCACUUCCUCCACAACCUCCACCUACGCCGCUGCCUCCUUCACCCCCAUCGUUGUCGCCUCCUCUCCUCCGCCUCUUUCACCUUCAUUGCCGUCUUUUAAUUGCAACCCCAGUUGUCUUCCACAGCUCUGGCGAAGCUAUACCGUCGGAAACCACAGCAGGGGUUGCUUUGGUGCCUCCCAGUUUGAUGCUGAAUAAAUGGCACACUGAGACCAAGAGCAUGGAACAAAAUGUUAAGGUGUAUACUCAGACGAAGCUUCCCCAGGAAAUAAUAUCCGGAGUCGAAGAAAAAGCAGAAAUGUUAUCACCCUUCCAUAUAUCCACAACCAACUUGGCAAAAAAGCUCAGCCCCGAUGUGAAGAACAGAAAUCUCUCCAUUCCCCACAUUGAAUCAAAGGUGUCUCCUUUGUUGUUUCAAGCAUUUUCGACCAUUCCGUACCUCUCACAAGUGUCAUACGUACAAAGAGAUGGUUUGUUAUUUUCAUACUACAAGCAAGGCAAUCAGCAACCUAUUGCUGUUUAUACAAACACCUCGGUAACUUCAGCAGCCAAACACAACCUCACUUGCUACUCCCAGCCUGCAAAUCGCGAUACUGGGAGAUUAUAUGGAGUGGUUACUUCCCAUUCCUGUAGCACAUUACUUAACCAGUCAAUGCUUCAUAGUGUCCUGGAAAGUACCAAUGGAACUGCUUUUGUGGGACCUUCAUGGAUUGACAACGACGAUCUGCUAUUUCUUAAUACAGCUGUUGUGGAUGGGAGAGGAGCGCUAUUUCAGCUGGGAUUUGAAGUAAAGGCUAUAGCACAGUCCUUAUUUGGCAGCACAAGGAACCACGGAAGUCUGUUUUUGGGCACAAAGGGCGGGCAAGUACUCACCAAUGCUAAGAUCCCGAACACUCGAAUUGUUAUUGUUGGUAACAAUUCAGUUGCAGUGAAGCUGUUGAAUCACAAUGGUGAUGAAGUAGGAGAUGUUGCUGGUGACAUUACUUGCCAACCAAAUGAUGGCACAAUACAACCUACGCCUAUCAACAUUUUGGGAACAGAAUAUGAUUUCUAUUGUUCAACAGUUGAAAUCCUAGGGGUGGAUUUGGUUUUGGUAUUGGCUAUGCAAGUUCAGGGACCAGAGACAUCUAUGCACAAGAACUUCAACGAAUCACAUAGAUAUCUCAUUGGGACAAUCUGCGCCAUACUCAUUUUCACUACCGUUUCUGUAGUCUUUGUUGUCACCGCAUCACAGAGAGUGUCUAAGUUGCGUGCUGCUUUGGAAGAACAAGUGGCUGCAACAGCUCAAGAAGAAAGAAAAGGUAAUAGGAGGAGUAGUUGCUACGCGGAAGCCAGUCACGAUGUUCGUGCCUCUCUGGCAGGGAUUAUCGGUAUGGUAGAUAUAUGCCUCACCCAAGUCGAGCCUGGAUCCAGUUUAGAGGGAUAUAUACAAGGCAUCCAGACUUGUUCACAAGAUCUUUUAGGUAACAAUUAA
This is a messenger RNA of Daucus carota subsp. sativus, 1533 nucleotides long. RefSeq names its product histidine kinase CKI1. Bases 1 to 1533 code for a protein of 510 amino acids. Gene Ontology annotation, molecular function: phosphorelay sensor kinase activity. The transcript has 4 exons. Gene Ontology annotation, biological process: signal transduction. NCBI's taxonomy places the organism in Eukaryota, Viridiplantae, Streptophyta, Magnoliopsida, Apiales, Apiaceae. The record is from RefSeq and is a predicted model, not a curated record.